AUAAAAAUAUUUUCUUUGAUUAUGUUAUGUUUCAUAUUUGUAUACAUUAUCUUCACAUAUUUUUUAAGCUUAAAAGCACAAAUAUGCUAUGAUUACAAGAAACUUCCACACUCUGUCUUUCAUAAAUUAUUUAUGUUUUUAUAUAUUCAUUCUGUAUAUUUUUUUUAAAUAAUGUCGAUGAGUACUUUUAUGUUCUCUGAAUGUGAGAAAAGGGUUGGCGACCUCCACGUGGUCUUUCUUGGAUGCGUUUUUCACUGAGAAUGAUUAUAGUGUAAAACUUAACAUCAAGGAAGGUCUUACUCCAUUUUUAUAGUUUUUUGUCUACAGACUCGCUUUGUAUAUAUAUUCAUUAUUUAUUAUUGAAAAAAUACUUUUUAUGCAUUAGGUCUUCUUACUUUGAACCGACUGUACUGUAUUUGAAAGUUUUUUUACUUUGAUAAUUUCAUAUCUAAAAAAAAUGUCAAGUUCUCUAGCGUUUAUGAUACUUAUAAAUUGUUGUAUCUAAGAUACUUUUCAUAAAAGUGUCCCUUCGGUAAGUUAAGUUAUGGAAGAAGACACAUAUAAUGCUUUUGUAAUCAUAAAUGUAUAUUUUAUUCUGUAAUUGAAAUAUCAUAAUCUAUAUACAUAUUUAUACCACUUUUUAAAUUCUAUUCCAUUCUAUUAAAUAUAGUGAUAAUUUACAUAUUUAACUAUUGUUGAGAAGACACUUAACUUUGCAACAGUACUAUUAUUAUGUUUGAUUAUUUUCAAUUACACUGCGAUUUGCCCUCUGCUAUUUCAUUUUUUUUAUGUACAUAUAAAUGUUUUGUAUAUUUAUUAUAUUGGUUUUUAUACGUUUGACACCAUGCAUCGAUUGUCACUAUAGUACCGUAAGUAUGGUGCCGUAGUAUUUUUAAGAAAACAAUUAGGUGGGGGUAACCUAGAUAGCGAACGCCUUUGACGCCGAAGGCGUAUCAAUUUUCCACCCGUAUAUUAUCAAAAGUUAAUAAUUAUCACAAGUAGUAACCGUGGUAGUAUUGCAUGAUACAUUAUACCUACAUAAUAAUGUUUUGAAUAUUAUUAAUUAAAUUGAUUAAUAUAUAAAUAUUAUACGAAUUUCACCCGAAGCGAGGCACACAGAAGCUAGUGUGUUAUUAAUAUUAUAAAUAUAUAUGAUAGUACUAUCUUAAACCGUGGUACACCAUGAAGACUAGAGAUAUAGUUUUCAUGGUAUAUACAUUAGAGAUUAUCUAUAACGAAAACAAAAUAUUGAUAACGAGUUGUAUACAAAGAUUUUUAUUGUUUAUUUUUUUUUCAAACAUUUAUUGAUUCAUUUUAAGUGAAAGAAAUAUGCCAAUAUGUUUGUCAUGUUAGCUGAAGUAAUAACAAAAUUAUCAAACUUACCUUUUUUUGGCCACCGAUGUUAUCCUCCAUUGUUGUAGAAAACGUAUACGAUUAAAUCAGAUGCCCGAUUAAGUCAGCUAUUUGAACACGGAGGAUACAUUGGUGGCCAUAAUAAAUAAUACUUGAACUAUAAUAAUGAUCGGACAUUUUGAAGAAACAUCCGCUGUUGAUGAUGAACCCUUUAAAAAUCCAAGUGAAUCCAUGCUUUUUGAAAUGGUCGAAGGUGAUGAAAACAGUAUUCUUCCAAAAGAAUAUGUAUGCAAUAUGUGUGAAAUUGUAUACUACAAACGUUCACAAAUAAUAAGACAUUUAAAACAGUCUUGUUUUAUAAGAAAAAACUCUACCGUUACUGAUAAAGUAGUUCCUAAUAUUAAAAAAUUAGCUGGUCUAUCAAAAAACAAACAAUCAUAUUUUCAGUAUAAACUUUACCAAUGCGAAUUAUGUUCAAAAUAUUUUCCGAACAAGACUAAAUUAACUCAACACACUCGGACUCAUAGUGCGAAAAAAGAAUUUAGUUGCGAAAUUUGCCAUAGAGUAUUUUCUAACUCUUACAGUUUGAAAAGUCAUGGAAAAACUCAUUCCGGAGAAAAGCCAUAUACUUGUGAUAUCUGUCAAAAAUCUUUUGCUCAUUCACAUAUUUUAACAAAUCAUAAAAGAACCCAUUCCGGAGAAAAGCCAUUUAAAUGUGAAUUUUGUCAAAAAUAUUUUGCUACAUCUGGAACUUUAGUGGCACAUAAACGUACACACACAGGUGAACAACCGUACAGAUGCAAUGUAUGUCAAAAAACAUUUUCUUUAUCCAGCAGCUUGAGUUCACAUAAAAGAACACAUACUGGCGAUAGACCACACAAAUGUAAUUUUUGUCCAAAAGCAUUUGCCAAAAGUGGUGACUUGGAGAGACAUAAACGAAUACAUACUGGUGUUAAACCAUUUCAUUGCGAUACCUGCGAUAAGUCUUUUACACAGUCAUCUGGCUUAAUAAUACACAAAAGAAUCCACACCGGAGAAAGGCCAUUUGCUUGUGAUUCGUGCGAACGAUCAUUUACCAAUUCAGCCAGUUUGAUAGCGCACAAGCGAACUCAUACAGGAGAAAUACCUUAUAUGCCUCUACAUAUUCUCAACGCACAGCAGGUGUCUAACAGUCAAAAUACUGUAAAAAAGAAUGAGUUUUCAGAAACAUCGUCAACCACAGGUUUAUGGGACACCAGUAUUCCUACCCCAGCUGUGGGAGAUUUGAGUUAUAGCUGGUCUAACUAUUGGUUUCAAAGCGAAACGGAUCCUAGCAGCAUUAAAAAUCCAAUUAAUAGUACCGGUGAACCACCGUAUGCACAACCCGUGUAUAACGAUAGAAAGAAUAUGAAUGGUGCGAGCUUGGUAAACGGAGUAAAUACGACUUCGGUAGGAAACGAAGUACCCAUUAAAAGACCGGAAGGCCGAUGGUUGGACUGUGACGUUUGCCAUAAGACAUUUCCGUAUUCGUCCAGGCAUAAGUUAAUCGAACACCAACGGACUCAUACGCGUGAAAAACCGUUCAAAUGCCUUCAAUGUCAAAAAUCUUUCUCCUUGUCCAGUACUUUGAUCGUACACAAAAGAAUGCAUACCGGAGAAAGACCGUUCAAAUGCGAUUUAUGCCCGAAAGCGUUUGCUCAAAAGUCAAAAUUGAAUAUCCAUAAACGGGUUCACACCGGGGCGAAGCCGUUUUGUUGCGAUUGGUGUCAGAAAUGUUUUGCUCACUCGUCGAAUCUGGCGGAUCACAAGAAAACGCACACCGACCAGAAACCGUACGAGUGCGAUAUCUGCCACAAGAUGUUCACGCUCGCCAACAGCUUACGGAAACACAAAGUGCUGCACACCGGAUACAAACCGUACGUGUGCGACGUUUGUGAAAAAGCGUUCGCGAAAAAGGCCACCUUGGAUCGUCACAAGGGUACGCACGACGGUGUGCCCGAAUGGACCAAACCGUUUGCGCACGCGGCGAGGGAAAAGCGAACGGACACCAGUGACAAGCCGUUCAAGUGUCGUAUUUGUUUCAAAUCGUUUGCCAGCCUGAACGGGAUGACCAGACACGUGGCCAAACACGGCGAACAAAAUCGUUUUCAGUGCGAAGUGUGCCGCAAGUGUUUCACCGGGCCGUCGGUGCUGGUCAGGCACCGACGAAUACACACGGGAGAAAAACCGUUUCAGUGCGAUUAUUGUCCCAAGGCGUUCGCUUACUCGUCGAUACUCGUAACUCACAAACGCACUCACACCGGAGAAAAACCGUACCGGUGCGAUCUGUGCCCCAAAGCGUACACGCAGUCGUCCAGUUUGAUCGUGCACAAGCGAACCCAUUGGGACGAACAACGGACGAUCGAUGGCGACGGACGACGACGGCAACCGGUGGAGCAGCAGCAGCCAGUGAACGAUCCGAGGACGAUCGGAUACGAGAUGGCCGACGACUACGCGGACAAUUGGUCCGGUUGGUAUUCCGCGGAACCCGACAUGUCCUUUAUCGCUGACGAACUGCCCCAAAUCGUGCAGAACCCUUCCGCCGAGGAGGACCCCUUGUCGCGCGUUAGAGGAGCAGUGCACACCGUCGCGUCCUUCCAUCAUCAUCAGAUGGUCGAUGGUGCGCGGCACGACCCGACUACGGACGUCGCGGCUAUGCCGCCGCAAAGGUUCAAGUGCGCCAAGUGCAAGGAGUCGUUCGACGAGAGCUCGCUGCUGUUGAAACACAUCAGAAAGACGCACAGGCCGGUGGCGGGCAAAGUGAACAAGACGAGCACCGGGCCGCCGGGGUGCGGCGAUGCGGGGAACGGCGCGGCGACGAACCGCAAGAAGAAACGCGGCGAACGGCAACGGCUGGAGUGUGACAUUUGCCAAAGGCCGUUCCACGACUCGUACAAGCUGAAGGUGCACCGGCGGACGCACACGCGCGAGAAACCGUUCAAGUGCGACGCGUGCGACAAGUCGUUCAUCGACUCGUGCAACCUGAAGGAGCACCAGAAGGUGCACACAGGCGAGAAACUUUUCGAGUGCGACAUCUGUCAGAAGACGUUCUUGCAGCUGGGCACGUUGACCACGCACAGGCGCACGCACACGGGCGAGAAACCGUACAGCUGCGACGUUUGCCGCAUGCCGUUCGCCCUGUUGAGCAGCAUGAAAACGCACAAGCGGCGCGCGCACACCGGUGAAAAGCCGCACAAAUGCGAUUUCUGUCCGAAAGCGUUCGUCAAGCGCAACGACAUGGUCCGUCACCGGCGCACGCACACCGGCGAACGUCCGUUCGUAUGCGACGUGUGUCACCAGUCCUUCACGCAGUCGUACGUACUGGUGUUGCACAAGAGGAACCACCACGCGGGCGGCGACAACGCUUUCGCGAGCAAUCGCCGCACCGCGGGGCCGCCACCGUCCGUGGCCGCGACAAAGCACCAUGCCGGCGCGGUGCCCAAAGAAAAACCGUUCGGCUGCGACGUUUGCCCGAAAUCGUUCGUCAGCCAGUCGACGUUGAACACGCACAGGCGAAGGCAUACCGGCGAAAAACCGUUCCGGUGCGACGCGUGCCAAAAAACGUUCACCCAAUCGUCCGGUCUGAUCGAGCACAAAGCAGCGCAUCACCGUCCUAACCUCGUGGUCGAGUCGUUCGAACAGCACGACGUCACGCAACAACAACAGCAGCAGCAGCAACACCAGCAGUACGUAGGCACUACCAACGUGUACGUCGCUCCCUCGCACAGGGCACCCCAGUACACGGGGGACAGGGCUUGCGAAUAUGGCAUUUGUCAGUCGACCGCUUAUAGCCAACCGCCCCCUGUCGGUUCUAUGCGCUUCGAUCAGCCCAUGAUAUUACACAAUAGGAACAUGUAUUACGCAUAAAUCGUAUACAAUCAUUUAUUUGCUACAGCGUUGUUGAUAUAUUUUAUUUCGACCCCCCUCCCUUAUGUUUACCAACCAAUAUAAUAUUUAUUUAUUUAUAUAUUUAUGAUUUUAUUUCGCAUACUUUUGUAUACAGACUACACGUGUAUUUAAUUUAAAGUGAUUGUUUUAUUAGUUUAAAAAAAUGUAUAUUUUAAUAUUUGAAAUUCAA
Sipha flava (yellow sugarcane aphid) is the source of this 5449-nucleotide messenger RNA. Its product is annotated as zinc finger protein 62 homolog. Bases 1519 to 5238 code for a protein of 1239 amino acids. The record is from RefSeq and is a predicted model, not a curated record. NCBI's taxonomy places the organism in Eukaryota, Metazoa, Arthropoda, Insecta, Hemiptera, Aphididae. The transcript is spliced from 3 exons.